This is a messenger RNA of Alosa sapidissima (American shad), 4094 nucleotides long. RefSeq names its product Rap guanine nucleotide exchange factor 4a (gene rapgef4a). Bases 53 to 3139 code for a protein of 1028 amino acids. NCBI's taxonomy places the organism in Eukaryota, Metazoa, Chordata, Actinopteri, Clupeiformes, Clupeidae. Gene Ontology annotation, cellular component: plasma membrane. The record is from RefSeq and is a predicted model, not a curated record. Gene Ontology annotation, biological process: positive regulation of GTPase activity; Ras protein signal transduction. The transcript is spliced from 31 exons. Gene Ontology annotation, molecular function: guanyl-nucleotide exchange factor activity.
GGAACAGCUCAUUAACGAGUGAUGUAAAUCGUGCCUAUAAGUCUCUGUGUCCAUGAUCUCGCCAAAAAUGGUAGCAGCGCAUACUUCUACUCAUUCUUCUGCCUCUGCAGAAUGGAUCGUUUGUCUCGAUAAAAGGCCAACCGAACGAUCAGGGGAGGAUGUGGACAUCAUACUGGCCCGGCUGAAAAAUGUGAAGGCCUUCGAGAGGUUCAACCCCAGGCUCCUACAUGAGAUAUGCCUGUGCGGAUUUUAUGAAUGUCUGGAGAAAGGGAUCACAUUGUACCGACAGGGGGACAUUGGGACCAGCUGGUAUGCUGUUUUGUCUGGAUCUCUGGAUGUCAAAAUCUCAGAGACUGCCAAUCACCAGGAUGCAGUCACAAUCUGCACUCUGGGAAUUGGCACGGCGUUUGGGGAGUCCAUCUUGGAUAACACCCCCCGGCACGCCACCAUUGUGACGCGGGAAGUGAGCGAGCUCCUGCGCAUCGAGCAGAGAGAGUUCAAGGCCCUGUGGGAGAAGUACCGUCAGUGCAUGGCUGGCCUUCUCGCCCCACCCUAUGGUGUUAUGGAAAGUGGACCCAGCAGUGACAGAAUGCCAGACAAAGAGAACUUAAACAACAACACUUUGGGAUCCAUGUCUAAACAUCUUAGCAAGACAUCACACAUUGAAACCCAGGCCAAACCCCAUCCUAAAUCCAUUUACCAGGUUCCUUCAGAAAAGAUAUUGCGGGCAGGGAAGGUCCUACGCAAUAUCAUCCUGUCCAGGGCUCCUCAUAUGAUCAGAGACAGGAAGUACCAUCUGAUGACAUACAAGCAGUGCUGUGUGGGCACAGAGCUGGUGGACUGGCAGAUUCAGCAGAGCUCCUGUGUGCAUUCCCGUGUCCAAGCAGUGGGCAUGUGGCAGGUGCUGCUGGAGGAGGGGGUCCUCAACCACGUGGACCAGGAGCUGAACUUCCAGGACAAGUACCUGUUUUACCGUUUCCUGGACGACGAGCAGGACGGCGCCGUGCCGCCGAGCGAGGAGGAGAUGAAGGAGAGCGAGGACGAGCUGCAGGACACACUGCUGCUGCUGUCCCAGAUGGGCCCCGACGCCCACAUGCGCAUGAUCCUCCGCAAGCCGCCGGGCCAGAGGACAGCGGAUGAUUUGGAGAUCAUUUAUGAGGAGCUGCUGCACAUCAAGGCCUUAUCUCACCUCUCCACCACCGUCAAAAGGGAAUUGGCCGGUGUGCUCAUCUUUGAGUCUCAUGCCAAGGCUGGAACUGUGCUGUUUAAUCAAGGUGAAGAAGGCACUUCCUGGUACAUCAUCCUGAAGGGUUCUGUAAAUGUUGUCAUCUAUGGGAAGGGCGUUGUGUGCACUCUGCACGAGGGCGACGAUUUCGGGAAGCUCGCUCUGGUGAACGAUGCGCCCAGGGCGGCCUCCAUUGUCCUGCGCGAGGACAACUGCCACUUCUUGCGUGUGGACAAGGAGGAUUUCAACCGGAUCCUGAGGGAUGUAGAAGCUAACACAGUUCGUCUGAAGGAGCAUGAGCAGGAUGUGUUGGUGCUGGAGAAGGCCAUUGGCCGCACCUCUAGCCAUGGAGCCUUCUCAUCCCACCACAAAUACACUGUUAUGGCAGGCACACCUGAGAAGAUCCUGGAGCACUUCCUGGAGACUAUGAGGCUAGACUCACAAUUCACUGAGACAGACCCAGCCCUGGACGACUUUGUCCUCAUGCACUCUGUCUUCCUUCCCAACGGUCAGCUCUGUCCCCUGCUCAUGGCCCACUACCAUGCCCAGGCCUCCCAGGGCUCCGAGCAAGAGAAGCUGGACUUCGCCCUCAACAACAAGCGCCGUGUGGUGCGCCUCGCCCUACAGUGGGCCACCUUCCACGCCGACCAGCUCCAGGAAGAGGAGGCCUCCCUGGCCUUCCUGGAGGAGCUGUAUAUAGCUGUGUCAGAUGAUGGCAGGCUCUUCCCUGCACUUCAUGAACAGCUCCCUGUGCUGGAGAAGAUGGUCAAAAACAAUUCAGAUGAUUCCAGAUCAUCACAAAAGAAGCACAAGGUUCUCCUGAGACAGUUCAGCAUGGGCGACGAGAAACACCAGAAGAGGCAGCCCAUCAAGAGCAAUGAUGAGAUCUUGUUCAAAGUCUACUGCAUUGACCACACCUACACCACCAUCCGGGUCUCGGUGUCCGCCUCGGUCAGGGAGGUCAUCAGCGCUGUGGCUGACAAGCUGGGGUCAGCGGAGGACCUUCUGCUGGUCAGCCUGAGUUCGGCCGGAGAUAAGGUUGUGCUGAAGCCCAGUGAUGUGUCAGUCUUCUCCGCGCUCAGCGUUAAUGGACGUCUGUUUGCGUGCCCUCGGGACCAGCUCGAUUCAUUGACACCUCUGCCAGAACAGGAAGGUCCUUCCACUGGCUCCUUACCAACAUUUGAGUUGAUGAGCUCCAAGGACCUGGCCUACCAGAUGACCCUCUGUGACUGGGAGCUCUUCAACUGUGUGCAUGAGCUUGAGCUGGUGUACCACACGUUGGGAAGGCAGCACUUCAAGAAGACCACGGCCAACCUGGACCUGUUUCUGCGGAGGUUCAAUGAGAUCCAGCUCUGGGUUAUUACGGAGAUGUGUCUGUGUGCACAGCUCAGCAAGCGGGUGCAGCUCCUCAAGAAGUUCAUUAAGAUCGCUGCUCACUGCAAGGAGUACCGGAACCUCAACUCCUUCUUUGCCAUCAUCAUGGGCAUGAGUAACCCAGCGGUGAGCCGCCUCAGUCACACGUGGGAGAAACUGCCAAGCAAAUUCAAGAAGUUCUAUGGGGAGUUUGAGAACUUAAUGGACCCGUCCAGGAACCACCGAGCUUAUCGCCUCACCAUGGCCAAGCUGGACCCUCCCAUCAUCCCCUUCAUGCCUCUCCUGAUCAAAGAUAUGACAUUCACCCAUGAAGGGAACAAGACUUACACUGACAGUUUGGUUAAUUUUGAGAAAAUGCGCAUGAUUGCAAACACAGUGCGGAUAGUGAGGUACUGCCGGAGCCAACCAUUCAGUCUGGACGCAUCUCAGGUCAACAAGAACCACCAGGAUGUGCGGGGCUACGUGCACCAGCUGAACGUGAUCGACAACCAGAGGACUCUCUCACAACUCUCCCAUAAGCUGGAGCCCCGGAGGACCUGAGGCGCGGCCGCCUUACGUCCAGCAUUGUACCCAUGCUGCUUCACCUCUACUGCCAAAACAACAACAACAACAACAACAACAAUAAGAACAACAACAAUAAGAAACAACAGGCUGUAUACACGCCACAUGACAAGCAUCCUCUUCUUCUUCCGCUCUCAAGGGACCCAUUUGCGUCACCAUGGGUGAUUCUGGUGACAGCCAUAUUGCAUCAGCUCUAUGUGAUUUGCUAGCAGAAGCUAAUGAUAUUUUAUAAGUCAUUAUGAAGACAUAUUUUGGCUGUUUGUUUAUAUUGAUGUAUUGUUUUUCCAUUCCUGUGGUGAAACAUUCACCAUGAACACUACUGUUUCAUUUUUAAGAGUAAUGAAACUUGCUGAACUAGUCUUGCUUCUUGCACGGCACCCGGGCAGACCCUGCUUUGGUUAAAAAGAGUUGUGAGAGUGGAUGUUUCCUGUUUGUGUGAACCACUGGCAUCAGAUAUGAGCACACUUUAUAGUCUCAGGGUUUGGUCCGAUCUACUGUAAGUGUGGGGGCAGCAAAGCGUAACCUCGGUAAUCUUGGCAGAACGUCUUCCACAGAUUACCGAGGCCUUCAGAUCUGAUGCUGGUGAAAAUGCUGUCAGGCUUUCAUAGGUGAACUCUUGUUGAUUCUCUGAUGAGCUCUAGCUCCUGUACAAUCUUUUUUGGUGUGUUAAGCCUUCCUUUUAACUCUCUUAUAUGUGUUUUGUAAAUGGUGUUAUAUUUGUAAGUACUUUAAUUUUGUGGUUGUUUUCUCACACAUUUUUAAACAAUGUUUAUUUUAUUUAUUUUGACCUCUGCAUGUAAUGAGUUUAAUAUCAGACAGAUUAAAUAUGAGCACAUUUUAAAAAUCUGUGGAAAACUGUCUGCAAACUUUUUACCAAGAUGUAGCCUAGGCUAUUCUGUAAAUAAUGUAAACCUAUUAAAAGUAUUUACGGACA